CAGAAAAGCAGAACUGACACUGAAAAGCAAAAAAAGCAGAAGAAAGCUCACGCAGAGCAAAAAUUAUAUUCUUGUAAAAUUUGUGAUAAAACAUUUUCUGGAAACCGUAACUUGAUGGUACACAUGAAAACUCACACAGGAGAAAAACCUUUCACUUCUUCAAUCUGUGGAAAACGUUUCAAACAAAAAAGACAUUUAACUCAGCACAUGAGAAUUCACACAGGUGAGAAGCCUUUCUCAUGUGGGAGCUGUGGAAAAAGUUUCAACGAUAAAGGCCAAUUAAAUGUACAUAUGAGAAUUCACACAGGUGAGAAGCCUUUCUCAUGUGGGACCUGUGGAAAAUGUUUUACCCAUAAAAACACUUUGAAUGUUCAUAUGAGAAUUCACACAGGUGAGAAGCCUUUCUGCUGUGGGACUUGUGGAAAGAGUUUCACCCAAAAGGGCAGUUUAGAUGUUCACAUGAGAAUUCACAGAGGUGAGAAGCCUUUCUCCUGUGGAACCUGUGGAAAAGGUUUCUCUAUAAAAAGUAAUUUAAAAGUUCAUGUGAAAAUUCACACUGGUGAGAAGCCUUUCUCAUGUGGGAGCUGUGGAAAAAGUUUCACCUUGAAAACAAUUUUAAAUAAUCAUAUGAGAAAUCACACAGGUGAGAAGCCUUUCUCAUGUGGGAGCUGUGGAAAAAGUUUCAACGAUAAAGGCCAAUUAAAUGUACAUAUGAGAAUUCACACAGGUGAGAAGCUUUUCUCCUGUGGGACUUGUGGAAAGAGUUUCACCCAUAAGGGCAGUUUAGAUGUUCACAUGAGAAUUCACAGAGGUGAAAAGCCUUUCUCCUGUGGGUCCUGUGGAAAGCGUUACAGUGAAAGAGGGAAGUUAACUCAGCACAUGAGAAUUCACACAGGUGAGAAGCCUUUCUCCUCUGGAACCUGUGGAAAAGGUUUCUCUAUAAAAAGUAAUUUAAAAGUUCAUGUGAAAAUUCACACUGGUGAGAAGCCUUUCUCUUGUGGGACUUGUGGAAAGAGUUUCACCCAUAAGGGCAGUUUAGAUGUUCACAUGAGAAUUCACAGAGGUGAGAAGCCUUUCUCCUGUGGAACCUGUGGAAAAGGUUUCUCUAUAAAAAGUAAUUUAAAAGUUCAUGUGAAAAUUCACACUGGUGAGAAGCCUUUCUCAUGUGGGAGCUGUGGAAAAUGUUUUACCCAUAAAUACACUUUGAAUGUUCAUAUGAGAAUUCACACAGGUGAGAAGCCUUUCUGCUGUGGGACUUGUGGAAAGAGUUUCACCCAAAAGGGCAGUUUAGAUGUUCACAUGAGAAUUCACAGAGGUGAGAAGCCUUUCUCCUGUGGGUCCUGUGGAAAGCGUUACAGUGAAAGAGGGACGUUAACUCAGCACAUGAGAAUUCACACAGGUGAGAAGCCUUUCUCCUGUGGAACCUGUGGAAAAGGUUUCUCUAUAAAAAGUAAUUUAAAAGUUCAUGUGAAAAUUCACACUGAGGGUGAGAAGCCUUUCUCCUGUGGGUCCUGUGGAAAGCGUUACAGUGAAAGAGGGAAGUUAACUCAGCACAUGAGAAUUCACACAGGUGAGAAGCCUUUCUCCUGUGGAACCUGUGGAAAAGGUUUCUCUAUAAAAAGUAAUUUAAAAGUUCAUGUGAAAAUUCACACUGGUGAGAAGCCUUUCUCAUGUGGGAGCUGUGGAAAAUGUUUUACCCAUAAAUACACUUUGAAUGUUCAUAUGAGAAUUCACACAGGUGAGAAGCCUUUCUGCUGUGGGACUUGUGGAAAGAGUUUCACCCAAAAGGGCAGUUUAGAUGUUCACAUGAGAAUUCACAGAGGUGAGAAGCCUUUCUCCUGUGGGUCCUGUGGAAAGCGUUACAGUGAAAGAGGGACGUUAACUCAGCACAUGAGAAUUCACACAGGUGAGAAGCCUUUCUCCUGUGGAACCUGUGGAAAAGGUUUCUCUAUAAAAAGUAAUUUAAAAGUUCAUGUGAAAAUUCACACUGGUGAGAAGCCUUUCUGUUGUGGGACUUGUGGAAAGAGUUUCACCCAUAAGGGCAGUUUAGAUGUUCACAUGAGAAUUCACAGAGGUGAGAAGCCUUUCUCCUGUGGGACUUGUGGAAAGCGUUACAGUGAAAGAGGGAAGUUAACUCAGCACAUGAGAAUUCACACAGGUGAGAAGCCUUUCUCCUGUGGAACCUGUGGAAAAGGUUUCUCUAUAAAAAGUAAUUUAAAAGUUCAUGUGAAAAUUCACACUGGUGAGAAGCCUUUCUCAUGUGGGAGCUGUGGAAAAUGUUUUACCCAUAAAUACACUUUGAAUGUUCAUAUGAGAAUUCACACAGGUGAGAAGCCUUUCUGCUGUGGGACUUGUGGAAAAAGUUUCUCUCGAAAAGAUAAAUUAAAUAAUCAUAUGAAAAUUCACACAAGUGAGAAACCCUUCUCUUGUGGGACUUGUGGAAAGAGUUUCACCCAUAAGGGCAAUUUAGAUGUUCACAUGAGAGUUCACACAGGUGAGAAGCCUUUCUCUUGUGGUACUUGUGGAAAAAUUUUCUCUCGAAAAGAUAAAUUAAAUAAUCAUAUGAAAAUUCACACAAGUGAGAAACCCUUCUCUUGUGGGACAUGUGGAAAAAGUUUCACCUCGAAAACAACUUUACAUAGUCAUAUGAGAAUUCACACAGGUGAGAAGCCUUUCUCUUGUGCAACCUGUGGAAAAAGUUACAGUGACAGAAGGACUUUAAUUCAGCACAUGAGAAUUCACACAGAGUUUCACCCAUAA
Molecule: messenger RNA, 2760 nt
Organism: Xiphophorus hellerii (green swordtail)
Lineage: Eukaryota; Metazoa; Chordata; Actinopteri; Cyprinodontiformes; Poeciliidae
Product: zinc finger protein 850-like
Exons: 5
Coding region: 115-2760 (881 amino acids)
Biological process (GO): negative regulation of transcription by RNA polymerase II; regulation of cytokine production; regulation of immune system process
Cellular component (GO): nucleoplasm
Molecular function (GO): RNA polymerase II cis-regulatory region sequence-specific DNA binding; DNA-binding transcription repressor activity, RNA polymerase II-specific
Source: RefSeq, a predicted model, not a curated record